Molecule: messenger RNA, 3369 nt
Organism: Oncorhynchus gorbuscha (pink salmon)
Lineage: Eukaryota; Metazoa; Chordata; Actinopteri; Salmoniformes; Salmonidae
Product: E3 ubiquitin-protein ligase HECW2-like
Biological process (GO): regulation of dendrite morphogenesis
Molecular function (GO): ubiquitin-protein transferase activity; protein binding
Source: RefSeq, a predicted model, not a curated record
CAGCCUAUAUCAGUGAUGAGACUGUGUGUCCCCUCCUCAGACGAGACGUGUCCUGCCAACGUGUGGGACUCUAAGAACCGCGGGGUGAACGGCACCCAGAGAGGACAGAUCGUCUGGAGGCUGGAGCCUGGACCUUACUUCAUGGAGUCUGAGACUAAGAUCUGCUUUAAGUACUAUCAUGGAGUGAGUGGAGGCCUGAGAGCAAACCCCUGCAUCACCGUCAACAACCCAGGACUUCCUGUUAGAGCCGAGGGUCAAGCUGAGGGCCAAUCAGUGACAGAGAACUGUCGGAAACUCGUCAGCUUCACUUUAUCAGAUAUCCGUGCGUUGGGUCUGAAGAAGGGGAUGUUCUUUAACCCUGACCCCUACCUGAAGAUGUCCAUCCACCCUGGGAAGAGGAGUGGCUUCCCCACCUUCACACACCACGGACAGGAGCGCCGCUCCGCCAUCAUAUCUAACACCACCAACCCUGUCUGGCCCGGGGAGAAGUACACGUUUGUGGCUCUGAUGACAGAUGUCUUGGAGAUCGAGGUGAAGGAUAAGUUUUCUAAAAGCCGACCAAUCAUCAAGCGCUUCCUGGGUCAACUGACCAUCCCAGUGCAGAGGCUGCUAGAGAGACCUAAUGCAGAGGACCAGCCGCUAAGCUAUAACCUGUGUCGUCGUCUGCCCACGGACCAUGUGAGCGGCCAGCUGCAGUUCAGAGUGGACAUGACCUCUGGACAUGACGAGGGCUCUCCUGAUGCCAUGGGUUCAAUCUUGGGUUUGUCAGUGAACGGGGACCCUGGGAGCCCCUCUGACGAUGAAGACCCCCACCCUUCCUCCAGGGCCCGGGGCCCCUCUCCCACAGGUUCCUACUCCUCCCUGCUCAAUGGAGAGGUCCACAGGGAUGGAGACGAUGUCUGGAGUGAUGCCCGAGGGGCGGUAGGCGAGCUUGACGUCCUGGGAUUGGCAAUCCCGGGCGGCCACACCCAUCGACAGGUGUCCCUCAACGACUACUUGAUGCCAUCGAAGCUCCUAAGGGCCCAGGAGAACGGCCCCUGGGCGCGACAUGAAGCUGGAGGGGAUGGAGCUGGAGAGGAUGGAGCUGGAGAUGGGGCUGGAGCUGGAGAUGGAUCCAUGGCUGGGGUUGGAGUUGCAGUUGAAGCGAGGACUGGAGCUGGAUCCAUGGCUGUGGCUGGAUCUCUAACUGUAGCCAGACCUGGGGUUGGAGCUGAGGCCAGACCUGUAUCGGUGGUUGGUCCUGGGGCUGGAGCUGGGGCUCCUCUAUCUCCAAUACCUGAGACAAAUACUGCAGUGCAGGGGGUGUCAGAGGACACUGUUGCAGCCAGAACUGAGACCAGCCAGCAACCAACGAUCUCAGGGGCCACAGCAGCCCAGGAGCCCCUCAGGAACUCACUGCCUGCUGUUCUGAAGACAUCCACGACUCAGAAGAGACGGAAGGAAGAGGAAAUGGCGCCCAAGGCCGAGGAGGAAGGGGCGGAGUCAUCCAGUGAAGGAGCAAGUGCCAUUGCAGCCCCCCCGACGACCAGUAGCGUUGCCGACCAGGGGGGCGGGGCCUCUGGCUCCGAUGUCACAGGAGCAAGGACCGCCAGCGCAGCAGCCAAUGAGGAAGAAGAGGGUGGGGAGAUCUGGCAGAGGAGGUCCAUGCAGGCGUCUGGAGGCGUGUCUCAGGAGGAGGGGGCGCGGUCUUCUGAGGCAAGCGGUCCAAUCGACUCUUCUCAGAGUGUCUCUGAGGAGGGCAGCGAGGCAGGAGGGGCCACAGGUCAAGUCAACGGUCACCAGUCCGUCCGCUCCCUGCCCUCUGUCCGUCACGACAUGGGUCGCUACCAGAGAGUAGAUGAGCCACUUCCUCCCAACUGGGAGGCCCGUAUAGACAGUCACAGUCGUGUGUUCUAUGUGGACCAUGUGAACCGCACCACCACCUGGCAGAGACCCACCGCGCCUCCAGCACCGCAGCUCCUCCAGAGGUCCAACAGCAUACAGCAGAUGGAACAGCUCAACCGCAGGUAUCAGAGUAUACGCAGGACGAUGACCAAUGAGAGAACAGCAGAGGAGCUGACAGCUCCGCCCGAGGUGCCCACCGACGACACUGACCACCACACUAUCCCAGAGUAUCGUCGUGAUGGUGUGGUGACUCCAGAUAGUUCUCGGUCUCGUCUCAGUCUGCUCCUCCAGUCUCCCAGCGCUAAGUUCCUGACCAGCCCUGACUUCUUCACCUUGCUGCAUUCCAACCCUAGUGCCUACCGCAUGUUUACAGGUAACACCUGCCUGAAACACAUGAUCAGUAAGGUGCGUCGGGACACGCAUCACUAUGAGCGCUACCAGCACAACAGAGACCUGGUGGUUUUCCUCAACAUGUUCUCCAACAAACAGCUGGAGCUGCCCCGUGGCUGGGAGCUGAAGCAUGACCACACUGGCAAGCCUUUCUUUGUGGACCACAACUGCCGGGCCACUACGUUCAUCGACCCUCGGCUCCCUCUUCAGAGCAGCACACGUCCCAGCAGCCUCCUGGCCCACCGCCAGCACCUGACCAGACAACGCAGCCACAGCGCUGGCGAAGUCAGCCCACAACACAUGGUGGGUGACCACCCUCGUCAUUCUGGAGGAGGACCCCCUGUAAUGCCCCGCCCAUCCAGCACCUUCACCCCGGUCAGCCGCACCCAGUACCAAGAUGUAGUGCCAGUGGCUUACAACGACAAGAUUGUGGCGUUUCUACGACAACCCAAUAUCUUUGAGAUCCUGCAGGAGAGACAGGCAGAGUUUAUCAGGAACCACUGGCUCAGGGAGAAGGUGCAGUUGAUCCGUAAUGAAGGGGCCUCUGGUCUUGCCAGGCUGUCUGGUGAUGCAGACCUGGUCAUCCUCCUCAGCCUGUUUGAGGAGGAAGUGAUGUCAUACGUUCCGCCUCACGCCUUACUGCACCCCAGCUACUGCCAGUCCCCACGAAGCUCCCCCGUGUCCUCCCCACAGAACUCACCUGGAACACAGCGAGCUAAUGCCCGUGCCCCUGCCCCCUACAAGCGAGACUUUGAAGCCAAACUGCGAAACUUCUACCGCAAACUGGAGACCAAGGGCUAUGGCCAGGGUCCAGGGAAGUUAAAGUUGAUCAUCCGUAGAAAUCAUCUCCUGGAGGAUGCCUUCAACCAGGUCAUGUGUUACUCCCGGAAAGACCUGCAGAGGAGCAAGCUCUAUGUCAGCUUCCUGGGAGAGGAGGGGUUGGACUACAGCGGCCCGUCCAGAGAGUUUUUCUUCCUGGUGUCCAGAGAGCUGUUCAACCCGUACUACGGCCUGUUUGAGUACUCUGCCAACGACACCUACACCGUUCAGAUCAGCCCCAUGUCUGCCUUCGUAGACAACCAUCACGAGUGGUGA